CACUCUUAAAAACUUUAUAGACUGAACUUUGGAACACAAAUAUCUUAUUACGUUUAUUUGUCUCAUAUCUAUAGCGUUCGUCAUUCGCGUUAUCUCCAAACCAUUAAGGCGUAAUGAAAUUUAUAUUGUAUAAUGAAUUAACCGCGGUAUAAUUUGGACAUCCCCACUUGUUACUUUGCAUAGGUUGUCGUUUUUUAAUAGUGCUAUAGGAUAUAAACUAACAGUGGCAAAUUCGCACUACUAGCAGCUUCUAGCGUCUAGCUGGCGUCUUUGUCUGGCGUAGCAUACUAGCGGAGUAGUGUGCCAUUUGCUGUCAUUGCUGACGGAUCAGCGGCGUUCCGUUAGCUCGUUCAAAGCAUUUUUGGAAAUUCCGAUUAAAUUGUCAGUGUUAUGUUAGUGCCUCCGGCAUAAAUCAACCUCGACAACCGUAAACUUAUGGAGGCCGAGAACGAGGAAGUGCCCCUGCAAGCGACGACAGAUGUGUCAGCAGCGUCGACGCCAACCGAGAACCAUAACCACAACAAGGUUCGCAGAAGGAACGUGCCCGAGUCGGCGGCCAAGGCGGAUGACACCGGGCUCGAUCGCGUGCCCCUUAUAACUUUGCCCGACUCCACGAAAGCGUGGCACGGCGGCGUCGUGCCGCGGAUACCGGAUCUCGCCGAUGUGGCCGCGGCGGGCAAGCAGCGGAACGGCGUGCUAACGUCUCGCGAGGAUGACCAUGACAGCGCAACCACGGAGGCUUUCACGAGUCGCGAGAAAAUGAAGAUGAGCGUUAUCCGCGGCAGCAUCAUUAAUCCGGAUCUCACGUUAGGAGAGCUCAGACUGCUCGGCUGCAGCAGCGAAGGCUUCGUUAAUGAUGAUGUACGAAGGGUACUGUGGCCGAAACUUUUGCGACUGGCACAAUUGGAGCUUGCGCCUGUUGAUGGACUAGAAACUGUACAUACUUAUAUACCAAAUGAGAUUUACCAGCAGAUAUUGAAGGAUGUGGCACGUAGUGGUAGUCAUAUCUCGCCGAAUGCGACGGAAAAAGAGACGGAAAAUUUUCAGGAGCAGUUAACUCAGCUUAUGUGCUGGGUACUUCAUAGACAUUCCCAAUUGAAUUACUACCAGGGAUACAAUGAUGUGGCAGCGACUGUGUUGCUUGUGAUGGGAUUACAAACAGGCUUGUACGUGCUUGAGAGUAUCUCGCUAGAAUUCCUGGAAAGGUUCAUGGAAAAGACCAUGGAAAAAGUGAAUCAAGAGUUAUUUUAUAUAUUUGCAUUGCUGGAAAGAGUACACCCUACUCUUUUAGAACAUUUAGAAAAUGUAGAACUAUUUCCACACUUUGCUCUGGCUGAAUAUACAACAUGGUAUGCACACAAGUAUGCGGAAAAUCGAAAAUUGUUGCAUAGAUUAUUUGAUUUUUUCCUGGGUAGUCCCCCGUUCAUGCCUCUCUAUUUAAGUACAGUAAUUGUUGCACAUAGAGCUACAGAAAUCUUCAAUACUACACCCGACAUGGGGCAUACGCAUAAGGUAUUGUGUACGUUACCUGAUGACUUGCCAUUUGAAAAUCUUAUGGUAGAAGCAAAGAAUCUAUAUCGACAAUAUCCCCCUGAAUCUAUCAGUAAUGAUGUCAGGGAUUAUGAUCAUAAGAGAAAGAUUAAAGAACAAGAAUGGAAGGCAAAGGCGGAAGCAAGCCGCCAGGAGAGAGAAAGACAACGAAAAUUAAAAAUUGUUCAGUCAACGCCAAGGAUAUCUUAUCGCAUUAGAAGUUACAAGACCAUUACUGUUGUGACUAUUUUAGCUUUGGGAAUAUAUGCUUUUAUAAGAUCCUCGACAGGGCUUAACUGACAUUAGGAGAUAUUAUUUGUUGUAUAAAAUAUAUUAAAAUUAGAAUUUUUAUAUUUUUUAAAACAAAAACUUUUCACUUCUUUGAUGUCGCUGAUGAGUUUGGACAAAAAUUUAAAAGUAUAAGAUUAAAAGCAAGCACCAAAGAAAUGAAGGGGCAAGGUAUAUGUAUUGCUAAGAAUGAAAGGUUUGGUUGUCAGUAUUUGAGCAAAUCUGUUCUAGGACACAUGAAUCAGAAUCUUGUGCAUUCCUACGCUGCCUUUAUGCUGUGUUCUGAAGGCUAAUCUGAACUAUUUAAUAUGUGUUAAAAAAAGAAUCACAAAUAUAUGAAAAUUUACAGGAGAGAAGUAAUUUCAACUAUUCAUAAUUGCAAAAAGUUUGUUACCUAAAUUGAACAUUGUUUAAAUUGAACAUAAAACAUGUAAAAAGAUUUUGUACGUAAUAAGUAAUGUUAAUUAUAAUUAUGUUGUUAUAUAUUAUCUGUGAUUAGACAAAAUUUUAUCUAUUUAUAAUUACAUCUGCAAAAAAGAAAAAUUAUGCUAAUUAAUCGUUAUGAUCAAUAAUAAAAACAUUUUAUUUUUUAACAACAUUUGUUUAUUAUUAUCUUUGAUGAUGUAAAUUUCUUUUUUGUAGUAAUUUAUAUAUAUUAUAUUGUUUUAACUUAGAAAAUAUAUAUUUAGUCAUGCAUUAUCUAGUUUAUCAAGUAUGAUAACAUUCAAUAUUAAAAGAUUACAAUAUCAAUGCUUAUACUUUACAUAGGAUAUUUAUUUUUCACCAUUUUGUACAUAAAUAUAAUUUUAUAGAAACUUUUAAUAUGCUCCUAUAAGUGUUUAUUACAUAUGUAUAUUACAUAUAUAAGUCCAUAUACGUAUUUAUAAAUUUAUUUAUACCAAAAGAGAUACAAGAGGUUAUAUCUGGAUAUUACCAAAAAAAACUUGUGAAGUUCACUUAAGAAAUUUGACUUGUUUAUCAAUAUUUCCUAAGGAAAUAUUUUUAUCAAAUUUCUUGAGACUUUAAUAUUAGUCUAUAUUAUUAUAAGUGUUCAUGGCAAUUAUAAAUCGAUGUAAAUAUAUAUAUUUACAAUGGAUUUCUGACUAGUAGAUUAUGAAACUCGGAUUUCAUUGUUAUUCUAAUUAUGCUGUAUCAGCCACUAAAAAAAUAUGUUACUGUACAAUAUAAACACUUUAUAUGUAGGGUGUAAAAUAUUAUUACUAUAUAUCACUAGUCAUUUUAACUUGAUUGCUCUUUGUUUCACGUGAGAUCACAUUACGUAAAAAUUGAUAAUAUAUAUUGAAUAUAUAAAUAUACAUAUGAGAAGGAGAUAAAGUAUUAUAUUUAUAGGAGAGCAUAGUUAGUUAAUGAGCGGAAGUAUUGACAUUUAGAAAAUGUUUUUGUAACUGCACCACUUUAUAAUAUUCCCAAUUGAUAUUUGCUGGUGUGUUAUGUAAUGAUAUAUUUUAAUGAACAUUGUAGUUAAUAAAAAUAUAUUUUCGAUUA
This is a messenger RNA of Solenopsis invicta (red fire ant), 3324 nucleotides long. RefSeq names its product TBC1 domain family member 20. The transcript is spliced from 5 exons. The record is from RefSeq and is a predicted model, not a curated record. Lineage: Eukaryota; Metazoa; Arthropoda; Insecta; Hymenoptera; Formicidae. Gene Ontology annotation, biological process: endoplasmic reticulum to Golgi vesicle-mediated transport; positive regulation of GTPase activity. Bases 436 to 1830 code for a protein of 464 amino acids. Gene Ontology annotation, cellular component: endoplasmic reticulum membrane. Gene Ontology annotation, molecular function: GTPase activator activity.